Messenger RNA from Tetrahymena thermophila SB210, 909 nucleotides. Its product is annotated as homocysteine S-methyltransferase family protein. The transcript has 8 exons. The record is from RefSeq and is a predicted model, not a curated record. NCBI's taxonomy places the organism in Eukaryota, Ciliophora, Oligohymenophorea, Hymenostomatida, Tetrahymenidae. Gene Ontology annotation, cellular component: membrane.
AUGCCAUAAGAAAGUUGCGACUUAGUUGGGCCUUUUAGCUUUUUUGUACAAGCUCUUCUAGGAUUUCUCUCAUUUUUAGUAUUAAUAGUUAAAAGAUACAAAGAAAAGCCAAAAAGAUAAUGGAAAAUUUGGAUUUUGGAUACUAGCAAAUAACUAGCAUCAGCAUUCGUAGCUCAUUUGCUGAAUUUAUUUUUAUCAAUAAUUCUAAGCAGUGGAAAUGAUGAUGUAGAUCCUUGUCACUGGUAUUUUAUAACAGUAAUUUUUGAUACAACUGUAGGAGUGUUUUUGUGUUAUUUAAUUCUUCAUUAAUUUGAGAAAUUACUUACAUCAACAAAAUAUGAGAAAUUUAAGAGUGGCAACUAUUUUAAUAUCAUAACACCAGAUCAAGCAAUUAGCAUUUAAGAAUAACAUCAAAAAGCUGGAAAAAAUGUUGAUAAAGAAAAAUUAAAUACAAAUCUCCUAAGACCUAUAAUUUAAGUUAAUAUUGGAAUUUGGCUAAUGCAGUUAUUAAUUUGGAAUGUUAUAGUUAUUAUGUCAAAAUCAGUCCUCUAUUUCAUCUAAAUGGGAUUAUAAAAUGUCUUGCUAUAAAUAGCUGGAUUUCUUUUCUAAGGUAUCACAAAUAUAUACUUGGAGUUAAUAAUAGUCAUGGCAAUUAUUCCUGUAGUUAUGAAUGGAUUAUAAUUUUGGGUUUAAGAUAAUUUUUUGAAAAAGCACGAAUUCUCUUAAACUGACAAAGAGUUUUUAAUGGUUGAAAUGUUUGCCCCUGAAGAUUUAGAUGGUUUAGUAGAGCUAAAUUAAGUUUAGAAUUAAUUUAGAAAUACAUAAUGUAGUUUUGAGGAUAACAACAGCCAGACAAAGAAAUACUAAUAAAAUGCAUCGUAUGAUAUAGAAAAUAGUGAUGCUAUCUGA